This is a messenger RNA of Trifolium pratense (red clover), 2174 nucleotides long. Its product is annotated as pectinesterase/pectinesterase inhibitor-like. The transcript has 2 exons. NCBI's taxonomy places the organism in Eukaryota, Viridiplantae, Streptophyta, Magnoliopsida, Fabales, Fabaceae. The record is from RefSeq and is a predicted model, not a curated record. Gene Ontology annotation, biological process: cell wall modification. Bases 203 to 1864 code for a protein of 553 amino acids. Gene Ontology annotation, molecular function: pectinesterase activity; pectinesterase inhibitor activity.
AAUCAAAUUUUAGAUCUCAGUUUCAUACCUUUAAGGUACAUAUUAAUUAUAUAAAAAAUAAAAACCACAUGCGGACAUUGGAUUUGUAAUCCUUAUCUACAAAUUAGAAUAUUAUUUUGCCUAUAUAUAAGAUGAUAAUGAAGUUAACAAAGAUCAGAGUAAGCAAAACCAGUAGUCAGUACUUUACUAACUAGCUAUCAGUAUGGCUACCAAUGUAUCUUUGCUAGAAAAGCCUAGAAAAUCAAUUCCAAAAACAUUUUGGUUAAUCAUCACUUUAAUUGCUAUCAUAAGCUCAUCAGCCCUUAUUUUUUCUCAUCUCAACAAACCAAUAUCCUUCAACCUCUCCUCAGCUCCCAAUCUGUGUGAUCAUGCUAUUGAUACAAAAUCAUGCUUAACUCAUGUAUCAGAAGUGGUUCAAGGUUCAACCUUGGCCAACACAAAAGACCACAAAUUGAGCACACUCAUAUCUUUAUUAACCAAGUCUACCACACACAUUCAAAAAGCCAUGGACACGGCCAAUGUUAUCAAACGCCGAAUUAACAACCGUAGAGAGGAAAUGGCUUUGAAUGACUGUGAGCAACUAAUGGACUUGUCCAUGGAUAGAAUUUGGGACUCAGUGUUGACUCUAACAAAAGAUAACACUGACUCACAGCAAGAUGCACACAUGUGGCUAAGUAGUGUGCUCACUAAUCAUGCAACUUGUUUGGAUGGUUUAGAAGGUACAUCUCGGGUUGUAAUGGAAAGUGAUCUUCAGGACUUGAUAUCCAGGGCUAGAUCUUCUCUUGCCGUGCUAGUUGCCGCUUUACCUCGAAAGGAUCACAGCGGAUUCAUUGAUGAAUCGCUUAAUGGGGAUUUUCCCUCGUGGGUAACAAGCAAGGAUCGAAGGCUUUUGGAAUCUUCAGUUGGGGACAUAAAGGCCAAUGUUGUGGUGGCUAAGGAUGGGAGCGGCAAGUUCAAGACAGUAGCUGAGGCUGUGGCAUCUGCACCGGACAACGGUAAGGCAAGGUACGUUAUCUAUGUGAAAAAGGGAAUCUACAAAGAGAAUGUAGAAAUUGGUAAGAAAAAGACGAAUGUGAUGCUUGUUGGUGAUGGUAUGGAUGCAACAAUAAUCACAGGCAGCUUAAAUUUCAUUGAUGGAACAACCACCUUCAAAAGUGCAACUGUUGCUGCUGUUGGAGAUGGGUUUAUAGCUCAGGACAUUAGGUUCCAAAACACGGCAGGCCCAGAGAAGCACCAGGCAGUUGCUCUUCGCGUUGGCGCUGAUCAAUCCGUGAUCAACCGCUGCAAAAUUGAUGCAUUUCAAGACACGCUCUAUGCACACUCCAACCGGCAAUUUUACCGUGACUCCUACAUUACUGGUACCGUUGACUUCAUCUUUGGAAAUGCAGCAGUUGUGUUCCAGAAGAGCAAUCUCGUGGCCCGAAAGCCCAUGAGCAAUCAAAAAAACAUGGUCACAGCCCAAGGUCGAGAAGACCCAAACCAGAACACUGCAACUUCAAUUCAGCAAUGUAACAUAAUACCAAGCUCAGACCUCAAGCCUGUGCAAGGAACCAUAAAAACAUACCUCGGCCGCCCAUGGAAGAAAUACUCCAGAACAGUUGUGCUGCAAUCCGUCGUGGACAGCCAUAUUGACCCGGCAGGAUGGGCUGAAUGGGAUGCCGCAAGCAAGGACUUUCUCAAAACAUUGUAUUACGGAGAGUACUUGAACAGUGGAGCUGGUGCUGGUACCAGCAAGAGAGUGACUUGGCCUGGCUAUCAUAUCAUCAAAACUGCUGCAGAGGCUAGCAAGUUUACCGUAGCACAACUCAUCCAAGGAAAUGUUUGGUUAAAGAAUACAGGAGUGGCCUUCAUCGAAGGUCUGUAGAAAUGAACUCCGGAGAGCAUGUUCUGUUAUGUUUCUGAUGAGUGGAAUUGCAAGAAAUAAAACAGAAACAUUAUGCUUUAUGGCAGAAUGAGGUUAAUUAGUAAAAUUUCCUAACACAGGUUGUUACAAUAAAUAUUGUCUUAACUUCUCCUAGUUUUAAAUCUCAACAAGACUUUUUAGAUUAAUUUCCCAAUGCUUUUGAUGCAUGCGGAAAUUCAUGUAUAAUUUCUCUCUGAGAAUUUCAUAAAACAAUUUGGGAAAUGGUGGAAAUUAUUAUUAACUAAUUGAAGUAACUUUAAUUGUCAUUUUA